This is a messenger RNA of Coturnix japonica (Japanese quail), 4800 nucleotides long. NCBI's taxonomy places the organism in Eukaryota, Metazoa, Chordata, Aves, Galliformes, Phasianidae. The record is from RefSeq and is a predicted model, not a curated record.
GGCUGGAGCGCAGGGCGGUUGCUGGCUCGGUUCUGCGCCUCCCGCAUUCUCCUCGGCUGCCGGCGGACUGCGCGGCCGUGGCUCGCGGCGCUCCGGGGGCUCCAGGAAGAGUUCCUAUAGAAGUCAGUCUGAGAAUCUGGAGAGAGAACCUGGGGAAUGGUCGUCUCCUUUCAGCGGUUACUGACUGAUAUACACUUUUCCUAUUUUUCAGUGCAGCUAUUCAGAUGAAGCUUUCCAGUGCUAAUAUAGCCUAGGCUGUCUUAUUAAAGGCUUUGAAGGUGUUUAAGCUCUGAAUACUUGCAAGCUCUCCAUACAUAGAACUAUGUCUGGCUCAUACGAUGAUUCUGUUGGAGUAGAAGUUUCUAGUGAUAGCUUCUGGGAGGUUGGAAAUUACAAGCGGACAGUAAAGCGAAUUGAUGAUGGUCACAGACUUUGCAACGAUCUCAUGAACUGUAUUCAUGAACGUGCACGGAUAGAGAAGGUCUAUGCUCAGCAACUUACAGAAUGGGCAAAAAGAUGGAAACAACUGGUGGAAAAAGGCCCACAGUAUGGAACAGUAGAAAGGGCUUGGUGUGCUUUUAUGUCAGAAGCUGAAAAAGUGAGUGAACUACAUCUAGAAGUAAAAGGUUCACUGAUGAAUGAAGACUUUGAAAAAAUCAAGAACUGGCAGAAGGAAGCCUUUCAUAAACAAAUGAUGGGAGGAUUUAAGGAAACCAAAGAAGCAGAAGAUGGAUUUAGGAAAGCUCAGAAACCCUGGGCAAAAAAGCUGAAAGAGGUGGAAGCUGCAAAGAAAGCAUACCAUGCGGCCUGUAAAGAGGAGAAGCUGGCUAUAUCUAGAGAGACAAAUAGUAAAGCUGAUCCAGCGCUAAAUCCUGAACAACUCAAGAAAUUACAAGACAAAGUGGAGAGAAGCAAACAAGAUGUACUAAAGACAAAAGAAAAGUAUGAAAAAUCACUGAAAGAAUUAGAUAAUGCCACUCCUCAGUAUAUGGAAAACAUGGAGCAGGUAUUUGAACAGUGUCAGCAGUUCGAGGAAAAACGCUUACGUUUCUUUCGAGAAGUGUUACUGGAAGUUCAGAAACACCUUGACUUGUCUAAUGUUGCAAGUUACAAAAAUAUCUACCGUGAACUGGAACAGAACAUCAAAACUGCAGAUGCUGUUGAAGAUUUGCGGUGGUUCAGAGCUAAUCAAGGUCCAGGGAUGUCAAUGAAUUGGCCUCAGUUUGAGGAUGAUGAAUGGUCUGCAGAUCUGAAUCGCACCCUGAGCAGAAGAGAAAAGAAGAAAGCUUCUGAUGGAGUGACUCUGACUGGUAUUAAUCAGACAGGAGAUCAAGUUUCACAGCCUAACAAACAUAGCAGCAUUCUUAGUGUCCAGAGUAACACAGUGCAGUCAGUACAAUCAAGUUACAAUCCCUUUGAAGAUGAAGAAGAUACUGGGAGUACUGUCAGUGAAAAGGAGGACAAUAAGAUCAAAAAUGUUAGCAGCUAUGAAAAAAACCAAAGCUACCCUACAGAUUGGUCUGAUGAGGAGUCCAACAAUCCCUUUUCUUCCACUGAUGCAAAUGGAGACACCAAUCCAUUUGAUGAAGAUACUUCUCCUGCAAUGGAGGUGAGAGUGCGUGCACUCUAUGACUACGAGGGCCAAGAGCAAGAUGAACUCAGCUUUAAAGCAGGGGACGAGUUAACUAAAAUGGAGAAUGAAGACGAACAGGGUUGGUGCAAAGGACGUCUGGACAACGGGCAAGUUGGUUUAUACCCAGCAAACUAUGUAGAACCAAUCCAGUGACAAAAGACAAAGUUAAUACAGAAGCGUUACAAAAGCUCUGCAGGCCUGUACAGUAUAUAUUUAAACCAAGAGGAAGCUGAAUGAUGUAAAGAGUGUAUAUAUUUUCAUGAAAAGAAGAGAAAGCUCAAUACUGACAUUGUGGUGAUUUAAAGACAGAACAUAGAACUGAUUUCAUGUGGUUUUCACAACUUGUACACAAUGCAAAUGAAAGGGGUUAGAUGGGAAAAAAAAUACUGAUAGGAAAAAUACUUUUAAAGCUUUUUCUUUCCACGUGGUCUGUUAUUGUGACUCUUAAACAUUUCUGCAUUUUCUAUGCUUGUGCCUCAUCCUACCUGAGGUGUGUGGCUUAUGCUGGCUUUUGUUUAAUCAGUUACUUUAAGUGACCUUCAGUAACUUGCAACUUGAAUUUUUAAGAUUAUUCCAGUUAAUUUUCUAUUUGUUCUUAGCAGUGUCUGAAAGAUGCAGUAUUUUUUUAUUUAAAUGCUAUGUAGGUAAGCAUCUUUGUGUAUGCUUGAUCAUAUAAUACUUAAAUUAUGACAUAGAUUUAGUCAUCAGUUGACUGAAUGAAAACUCUUUCCAUGUUGUAGUGAUCUCUCAAUAUUGUCAGCAUGGCCCGAAGUUGUAAAACAGUUAUUAUAUGUAAUAACUAUCUGUUACAGAAGGUUAUUUGUAGCAGAGAUAUCUGCAGGUGUCAUGGAUUGGGAUUCUGUUAUGAAUGUUGUUUGUAUGGUUUGGCACUUAAAUGAGUUUUCCUUGUAGAUCUUAAGUAGCUCUCUAUAAACAAAGAGGUAAAUCAUACAUAAUCCCCAGAAUACUGUCUAUUUCCAGCACAUGUGCAGGAAAAAAAAUCCUAACUGUUAAUGGUUUUCUUUUGUGAUUUGAAAUGUUAAAUCUGUGAAGACUGAUAUCUUUUUUUUUUUUUUUUUUGAACAAAGAUUGUAAAAUAGACUAAAAUACUUUUUAUGAAGAGGCUAUCUGUUGUUUAUAUGUACAUACAAUUUGAUAUUCCAAAAUAUAAAGAGCAUGGCUAUUAGUUAUCAGAGCUUCUGAUGUGGAUAAGAUUUAGACUUCUAAGAGUUUAAAUUAUCGGUAUAUUUAAAUCUGCUUUCUUGCCAUAUUCAUUACUAUGCUACAGGCAAAAUAUUUUGUGAUUAGGUUUUUCAGAAGUACAAGAAACACGCUAACAUACUCAAAAUCUGUAACAUGGAUAAACUUGUGGGUCAACAUAUAAAGUAGCCCUAGUGCUUACAUGGAUUAUUGUAGCAGAACACUGUAAAAACUACAUUUGUUUGCAGUUACAGCUCAGUCGUCUGUAACAGUGCCAAAUAGUAUGCAUUUGUGACAAUUAAAACUGGGUUGUAAAUUACAGCAGAUUUGUGUUUUAAAAAAAUAAAUAAAAAUCAAGUAUCAGGUGAGUAGAUAUGCUACUUUAGGAAGCUACACUGUAAUGAAGCUAACAAAUCUAUUUUGAGGUAACUAUUAAACACUGUCGAUAGUCUUGGAUUUUAUCGUUUGCUUUUCAAAUGUAUAGAUACACUUAGUCAUAAUGUUCAGUGCAUUAAAUGUACAAGCUCUGAAAGUGGAUGUAUGUCUGUCUGUCAAGGAAAACUUAACAUAAUUAUUCUUUCACAAAAUGGUUAUUAAAUCUGUCAGGAAUUACUGCCUUGGGUCUCCAUGACAUAAUAUAUUUUAGAAAACAAUAAAAUCUGUUAAUCUCUUAAAUACACAGCAAGCACUUCAUCUUGCAAUGUAUGUAAAAAAUACUCUUAUAAAGCAAAUAGUCAGUACACUUGAUUGCAGUUCAGGAUGAGAAAAUCCGUAUUGUUGACAAGAGCCAUAAGGAUGGGCAUGGCAUUGUGCUGCUUAGUCAUGGUGCACAACAGCUCUUAGACACUGCAGCAAAAUGUUUAUGGAAGGAGAUUCAGGCCUUGUGUGGGCAUGCAAAAUGUACUACGAGUGUGCUUUCCAUGGUAUAGUCAAGUUUGGUAUAGAUUGUAUGAACAACAAACCUGCUUUUUUUUUUUGUUGGUUUUUUUUUGUAAUAUCUUGAGUCUCUUCUACCUUCUGUGAGAGAGGUGUUCUUGUUCUUUGGUUUUCUUUUUUGCUAACUGCCAGCAAUUAACAUAGUAGUGUUGGCUAGCAAUCACGAGAAGUUUGAUCUUGUCUCUUGCAUCAAUAAUUUUUAAUCUAAAUAAUCUAGUUCUUUCUGGGGUGUCAAAUUUAGUGACAUAACCAUAGAAUCUAAGUAGAAGCAAACACAGGAGUUCUCCAGUCCAAUGGCUGAUCUAAAGCACAGUCAAUUCUGCAUCCAGACUAGCUUGCUCAAGUCUUUGGAUUUGGUCUGGAAAACUUCCAAAGGCUGAUUUCCUCACCUCUCUGUUCAAGCAGUUACAAUGCUUAGCUAUCAUUAUUAUGGUGUUCUUUCUCCCUUGGCUUUACCUGCAGCUGGAACCUGUCCUAAUGCAAGACACUGCUGUGUCUUGUUCUGCUGUGCUUGAUGGAGCCUGGCUGGUGUCUUGGUAGCCUCUGCACUGCAGCUGGAAGGCUGCUUCUAGGACCCCCAGAGUCAUCUCUUCUCCGGGCUGAACAAGUUUUGGUUUCCUCAGCCUCACCUCACAGAGCAAGUGUUCUGUCUCCCCAUAAUUUGUCAAGAGAGUCUUUUUGGGGAAAAAUAGCAGGCUAUUUUAUUAGAAAAUGUGUAAAGAUAAGUAAUUCCUUAUCUAUAGUCCAAAGUUAUAUUAAAAUUCUUAAUUUGUUGUCUCUGAGGCUCUGUGAACUUGACACCAAAAUUUUAGCACAUUUUUUCCUCAAACUGCUAAUUCACUUGUGUCAUUUUCUAUUAUAUCCUACAAAUGUGAUGUACACAUACAAGAUUGUAAAAGCAAAGAUAAGCUCUCAAUGUAACCAUGUUAUCACUCAUAACGUCACGGUAUAACAAUCCAACACAUUGCUGUUACUCUUGUGGAGAUGUUGGCCUGAUGUAUUAAAACUGUUUUUGCAAUAGAUGGCCUGAA